Molecule: messenger RNA, 1410 nt
Organism: Hirsutella rhossiliensis
Lineage: Eukaryota; Fungi; Ascomycota; Sordariomycetes; Hypocreales; Ophiocordycipitaceae
Product: reverse transcriptase (RNA-dependent DNA polymerase) domain-containing protein
Exons: 5
Coding region: 1-1410 (469 amino acids)
Source: RefSeq, a predicted model, not a curated record
AUGAAGCUGCCGCCACAUCGACCGGGUGUGGAUCAUGAAGUCAACCUGCAGCCUGACAAGAACGGCAACGAGCCACCCCUUCCGUGGGGCCCACUCUACAACAUGUCACGAGAAGAGCUCUCAGCGGCUGCCGCGCCGGUGCUGUUCCGCGACCGAUACCCACUGCCCCUCAUCGCGGAGACCCUGCAGAAUCUGGCCAAGGCUAAGUGGUUCACCAAGUUUGGGCUCUACGAGUGGCUCGUGUGCCCUUUCGGCCUGAGCGGCGCCCCGGCAUCAUUCCAACGAUACAUGAACAGUGUAUUGCGCGAAUGGCUGGACGACUUUGUCACAGCGUACCUGGAUGAUGUACUGAUCUACUCGAGCGGUUCGAAGGCGGAUCAUGAGGCUAAGGUGCGACGAGUUCUCCAAGCACUCGCCGACGCUGGGCUGCACCUAGACCCAGCGAAGUGCGAGAAAGGAAUCGCCUGCGACCCCGAAAAGCAGCGCGCCAUCCGCGAAUGGGAGGCCCCGACCACGGUGAAGGGUGUCAGAAGCUUUCUGGGCUUCGCCAACUAUUACCGGAUCUUCAUCCCCGACUAUGCCAAGAUCACGCAGUCUCUGGAUGCCCUGCUUAAGAAAGGAACUGCCUUUCAUUGGGGACGAGCGGAGAACGAGGCGUUUCAGGAGCUGAAGCGACGAUUUUGCGAGUCACCGGUGCUCAAGCAGUGGGACCCGAGCCUCCCGACCUUUUUGGAGACGGAUUGCUCAGGCUACGCAUUGGGAGGCGUCCUGUCGCAGGAAGGCCCAGAUGGACGUCGACACGCAUGCGCCUUCUUCUCGAAGCGACUUUCGCCAGCGGAGUACAACUAUCCCAUUCACGACAAGGAGAUGCUUGCCAUCAUGAGAUGUCUCGACAACUGGAACGCCGAACUUAGGAGCUGCGGCCCAUUUACAAUCCUUACCGAUCACCGCAACCUGGAGUAUUUCGCGACACGCCAGAAGCUCACGGAACGGCAGAGCCGUUGGGCAGCCGAAUUGUCCCAGUUCGACUUCAAGCUCGAGUAUCGACCGGGAAGCGAGGCUGUCGUGCCUGAUGCGUUGUCCCGCCGUGAACAAGACAAGCCACAGGGCAUUGACGACGAGCGGGAACAAGGAAGAAUGAUACAGUUGAUACCGGAUAGUGCCAUUCCAUCAUCGACAAGAGCAUGUAUCAACGCGAUGAGUUCUGACUGUUCAGAGGCAUCCACCCUGCCGAAGAUGAAGGUCUUCGAGGUAGCGGACCUGCAGCAACUCUGGGACGAAACGGUGGCGAAGGACUCGAUAUUCCGGGCAGCCUAUAAGGCAGUCCGCGAUCGCGAGCGUGCCUUCCCGCCCUCGCUGGGCCUGAAGAUCCAGAUUUCAGAAUGUGCGAUCGACGCAGGCAAAGGCUGA